Lagopus muta (rock ptarmigan) is the source of this 1417-nucleotide messenger RNA. It is a transcript of the gene FAHD1, whose product is annotated as fumarylacetoacetate hydrolase domain containing 1. The record is from RefSeq and is a predicted model, not a curated record. Lineage: Eukaryota; Metazoa; Chordata; Aves; Galliformes; Phasianidae. Gene Ontology annotation, cellular component: mitochondrion. The transcript has a single exon. Gene Ontology annotation, molecular function: acetylpyruvate hydrolase activity. Bases 161 to 832 code for a protein of 223 amino acids.
CGCCUGUGCUGGGGGAGGGAGCGAAAGGCAGCAGGAAGGAAGAAAGGACGGAAGGAAGGAUAGCGGGUCCGGAGGAGGAGCGCGGAGCUCGGCGGGGUUUGUGCCUCCGGUACGGCAAGGGCGGCCCAAGGGCACCCGGAGAAGGAGAGCGGUGGGGCUGAUGGCUUCCUCCAGGCCCCUGGCACGCUUCUGGGAGUGGGGCAAGAAUAUCGUCUGCGUGGGGCGCAACUACGCCGAGCACGCCAAGGAGUUGGGGAAUGCGCUGCCCGCCGAGCCCCUCUUCUUCCUCAAGCCCUCUUCGGCUUACCUGCGGGAAGGCUCGCCCAUCCUGCGGCCCUACUACUGCACCGACCUGCACCACGAAGUGGAGCUGGGGGUGGUGAUCGGGAAGAGAACCCGGGCCGUGUCCCAGGAGGCUGCUAUGGAGCACGUGGCAGGCUAUGCCCUGUGCCUGGACAUGACCGCUAGGGACGCGCAGAAAGAGUGCAAAAAGAAGGGUUUGCCCUGGACCUUGGCCAAGGCCUUCAGCACAUCGUGCCCGGUCAGUGAAUUUGUGCCCAAGGAGAAGAUCCCAGACCCUCACAAGCUAAAGAUCUGGCUCAAGGUGAAUGGACAGUUGAGGCAGGAGGGAGAGACCUCCUCUAUGAUCUUCUCUAUCCCGCACCUGAUCAGCUACAUCAGUGAAAUCAUCACCCUGGAAGAAGGAGAUUUGAUUCUGACAGGAUCUCCCAGCGGAGUCGGGUCUGUAGAAGAAAAUGAUGAGAUAGAGGCAGGGAUAGGUGACAUCCUGUCCAUGCGGUUCAAGGUGGCCCAGCAAACACGCCGGUCCUAACCAGCAGCUGGGCUGGGACCUGUAUCUGCAGAGGAAGAGCCUUUUGGGGAGCACUGCGUGAACAAAGAGAUGCACUGCACCCACUGUCCUGUGUGUUAAAUUUACAUGGCCUGAGCAUCUCCUGGACUCCUGGUUAUCAAAGCUGUGCUGUAGCUCAUGAAGACCUGUGGCUAAAACAACCCCCAUUUCCACGUUGGCCUCCAGAGAGGCUGUAAAGCUGAGGUUAGUCCAAGAGUCCAACCCAGCCUGGAGCAGCUGGUUGGUACCUAAACUGUACCUUGGAACUUUGUAUUCAGCUGUGCUGGGGAAAUAAGAACAGUAGGAAAUACAGCAGCAGGACUAUCGCUGUGUGCUCUUCUGUUCUGUUCACGCUUUGAGCUUUGCCAAUGUCCUGUCUCAAAAUAAACAUAAGAACUGAAGUAUUAAAAUGGUGAUGUACAGAAAGUGAUCUGUGGUCUUGGUAAGGCCUGCAGCUGUCCAGCUUCUGUGUCCCAGCCACACUUGGAUUCCUUGCACGGGUGCAAUAAAGUGGCAGGAAUGCACUUUAUAAAGUGGAAAAAUAAAAGUUUAACCUGAGGACUGGAA